This is a messenger RNA of Chanos chanos (milkfish), 2353 nucleotides long. RefSeq names its product phosphotriesterase related (gene pter). Gene Ontology annotation, molecular function: zinc ion binding. Lineage: Eukaryota; Metazoa; Chordata; Actinopteri; Gonorynchiformes; Chanidae. The transcript has 5 exons. The coding region runs from base 75 to 1124 and encodes 349 amino acids. Gene Ontology annotation, biological process: catabolic process. The record is from RefSeq and is a predicted model, not a curated record.
CUUGUUGCCUUCAUUGUUAGACUUGUAAUUGAAUCUGCAAGUUCAGAAGCAGAAGGACUUUAUGACAGAUAAUAAUGACCGCGUUGAGUGGCAAGGUCCAGACAGUGCUCGGGCUGGUGGAACCCAGUCAGCUUGGCCGUACAAUGACCCACGAGCAUCUAACUAUGACCUUCGAGUGUUGCUACUUUCCACCGGCGCCGGGCGACAAGAUGAUUGCUGAAGCUCCUAUUGAGAUGAAGAAUUUGCAUUGGCUGCGACAAAACCCGUAUAGCUGCCACGAGAACCUCCUUCUGUGGCAGGAGACUGACGCCGUGCGGGAGGAGCUGCUUUGUUAUCGUCGAGCUGGUGGUGGUACCAUAGUGGAGAAUACUACAACGGGCAUCGCACGCAACCUGCCCGUUUUACGCCAGCUGGCUAAGGAUACGGAUGUGCACAUUAUCGCAGGAGCUGGCUACUACGUCGAUGUAACGCAUUCUGAGGAGACAAGGAAGUCCACAGUAGAAAAGCUGACUGACAUCAUAGUGAGCGAGGUGCUUCAUGGGGCAGAUGGGACUGAUAUUCGCUGUGGUGUGAUUGGAGAGAUCGGUACCAGCUGGCCAAUCACAGAGAGUGAGAGGAAGGUCUUACGUGCCACUGCUCAUGCACAGACUCAGCUGGGUUGUCCAGUCAUCAUCCACCCUGGACGCAAUCCUGCCGCGCCGGCCGAGGUGGUUCGCAUCCUCCAGGAGGCUGGAGGUGACAUCUCCAAAACAGUCAUGUCUCACCUGGACAGAACGAUAUUUGACCACGGAGAGCUGCUGGAAUUUGCUAAGAUGGGAAGCUACCUGGAGUAUGACCUCUUUGGCACGGAGAUGCUGAACUACCCUUACAACAUGGAAGUUGACAUGCCCAGCGACAGCCAGAGAGUGCAGACAUUGGCUUUCCUGGUGAAGGAGGGUUACGAAGAUCGGAUCGUCAUUGCACAUGACAUCCACACCAAGAACCGUCUGACCAAAUACGGUGGACACGGUUACUCCCACAUCCUUAAGAACAUUGUGCCCAAAAUGCUGUCUCGAGGCAUCAGUCAAAACCAAGUGGACAAAAUACUGAUUGAAAACCCUAAGCAUUGGCUAACCUUUAAAUAAGACAUGAAACUACACUGACACUUCUUUUAAUCAAGAAAUAGGCCCUUCCAUUGUAUACCGCUUAAUGAUCCAAAAUAAUUAGUGAUUUUUGAUACAUGUAUUUUUACAGUCAUCUCUUGUUAUUUAGAAAAUUGGCGCUGACUGAAGUCAAAGGUGCUCUCAGUUAUACUGAACAGCGAAUAAGUUUUGAGGAAGUCUUUGUAGCAUAUCAGUGUAAUGCUGACUAGAUUUCACCUAAAAGAAAUCUCAUGUUGUUCAGAGAGUAAAUAAAUGUCAUUUGCUCUCUUCCCUUGUCAUCAAAAUUGACUCCAAACAAGGCUAGGUAAACACUGCAGCUUUGCCUCUGUGUUUGUUGUUAAAAUACAGUUUUUACAUAACUAAUGAACAACUGAAUGAGGGGUUUGGUUGAUUAGAGAUUGUGAUGCUAAAAUGUAUUCAUUCUGUUUUAUUGCUUAUUAUUGCCACUGGGCCAUUUAUACUCAAAAGCCUCUCUGAUUUGCAUUUCAUAAAGUGAAGAGCAUACAGCCAAUAUUACAUUGCCUGAGGGUACAAAGACAAGUUCAGAGCUACACUGUCAUACAAUGAUCCAAUUCCUCUUUAUCACAAAAGACAUCACUGACUGCAUAUUUCUAUUCGGAGAGCAAUAAUUACACAUUUAAGCUGUACUUUGAAAUGAAUGUUCCCAUUUUAAAAAUAUGUGUUUGUAUAAUUAAUUGAGGUUUUUGUAUUUUUCUUAUUUACACGUAAUGUCGCCACAAACAAUCUUAACCGAUGAAUAUGAAUGUCUUUCAGACUUUUGCAUUUAACUUUCUGACAAAUAGCCAGGGGCAAGUGAAGUCAGUUUUCUGAGGUGUCUUGUGUAAGAUUGGAUACCUAACAUGUUCCGUACGACAUAGUUUUACUAAUGCAGUGACGUGCGUCUGUCAGUUAAGGAGAAGCGUGUUGGGCAGCAGGUCAGUGGGCAAGAAGGGCACAGCAUCCUCCUCUGGAACAGGUGGCGUCUCAGAGUGACUUCGCCGUAGAAUAGAUGACACUGUCAGAGCAUCUCUGUCUGGAUGAACCUCACGAAAAGUUAAAUAAACACAUGUGCAUGGCUUGAGCUGAUGAAGGUUGUUGAGGACUUUCGGGAGAAUUUCUGAAGCUCUAUUAGAGUUGACCUGUGACCUUGAGAUGUCCAGAUACUUUUAAGGACCAUAUGUUCAGCUUAGAUCAAUAAACAUUUGCUUUGA